AUGGCCGAGCCUGGAGUCAAACCGGAAGCCGGUGAACCGAGUACCUCACCGGCGCUCCCCGAGGUACAGCCAAAGCCCGACGAGCAAGCUAUUUUAUCCCUAAUCAAAGAAGUGAAACAAGAACUCCAAGACGACCCAAGAGAGAUCAAUAGGACUCGCUUCCCGCGCGCCCUCUACAAAACACCCUCAGCUCCUCGUGCGGACACCAGCCGUGGCCCCGGAAGUUCCGAAGCCAAUACUUCUCACCGCUCGCGGGGUUCUUCUGCUCAGAUUCAGAGCAGCCCGUUAAGUUCUUCCAGAGAUCGCCUCAUGGAAGUACAACUACGCCUCCGUCGGGAACGCGAUGCCCGCACCGGCCCCCGUGGCCCGACCGGGGCCGGGGCUGGGCAACUAACCGCGUCGAGGGGCGGUCGAGGCACAGGCAGGCCAGAUCUGUAUCCGGCGCCCGGCUGGCAAACCUCUGCCAAUAGCAAUUCUUAUAGACCCUAUCGCAAUGGCCAAUCUGGCCCUUAUUCGAGUGUUGUGGAGCGCCUAUCGAGAGAGUGCCAGAUGCGCCAUUUCAACCUGGAGUGGCAAUUUCAAACGUUUCGAAGCGGAAAAUUCACAUGCCACGUGAAGCUGCGCGAUUAUAUCGUUAUGGGCAACGGGGAGUACAAAUGCAGACAGACCGCAAAGGCGGCAGUCGCCCGCAGAGCUCUCGCCGUUGUUCAAGCUUGGCCUCUCGAUAGUUACUGGCCGGAGCCAACUUAUAUGCCGGCCAGAUCACAAGCCCAUAUGGAAGUAUUUCGGGAGGGCCGGAGCGGUCCGAUCGUAAAACAAGAGGGCCCCUCCCUGAUGAGCGCCCCGGGCCAUGGUGCCUUGACAGUCAUGGCUCCCGAGCGCAUGCGAUCCGAACAGCAGGCCGCCGUACUCGGCCAAAUGGGUAGAGCCAUGGGCAUUCCGGCCCCCGAGUCGUCAAGGACCAAUUUGGAGGCGACGCAGGCAUUUCUUGAGGGCGUGGCUGUGGGCACUCGUCUCGCUGGCGCAGGCGUCUCGGGGUUCUCUAUGCGGGACAGAUCCCGGUCACCGGCCAACUUCGGGCGCCCCUCCCCGAGCGCCUACCGGGCCCGUUCAUCGACUCGCGAGAAUGGGAGGCUGAACUCGUAUCCACAAAACCGCCGGCCGGCUAUGUCUCCUAGCCGCUUGCCUGCUCGUGAGCAUGGUAGGCUGACCCCGCCCUCUGUGCACGACCGGUGGGUGCAUGACCGAUACCGGGAUGAUAGCCGGCCUACGCGCAACUAG
Molecule: messenger RNA, 1281 nt
Organism: Chaetomium globosum CBS 148.51
Lineage: Eukaryota; Fungi; Ascomycota; Sordariomycetes; Sordariales; Chaetomiaceae
Exons: 2
Coding region: 1-1281 (426 amino acids)
Source: RefSeq, a predicted model, not a curated record